Messenger RNA from Rana temporaria (common frog), 2868 nucleotides. It is a transcript of the gene CXXC4, whose product is annotated as CXXC finger protein 4. Gene Ontology annotation, molecular function: zinc ion binding; methyl-CpG binding. Bases 413 to 1258 code for a protein of 281 amino acids. NCBI's taxonomy places the organism in Eukaryota, Metazoa, Chordata, Amphibia, Anura, Ranidae. Gene Ontology annotation, cellular component: nucleus. The transcript has 4 exons. The record is from RefSeq and is a predicted model, not a curated record.
UAAUAUUAUUUUUUUAUAAAAAAAAUUCUCUUUUUUUUUUUUUUAUUAUAUCGUGGUAAAGUGGGGUGCCCUGGAGGUGGCAGCCGGGUGGCCAAGCCGUGCUGGCUGAUAUGUGCUCCUAAUUUCAUGCAGACGGCAGCGUGCGGAAUUGGCGUCCUAUUCUCCGUACGGUGUUGGCGUUUGUGAUAAUGCACAAGAAGAUGCUCCGUGACAAACUGAUGUCUGCUGAAAAAUCACCUAAACGGAAAUAAAAAUAAAAGCUCUCCUUUCCGACGCGACCGACAAACCCAAUCUGUAGAUAAACCCAGUUGUUUGAAGAGGUUCUCACCCAGAAAUAAAAGUGACUGAAUUAAGCAGCUUCGGUGGUUUCCCCCCUCUUUCCCCCUCCACCCCCUUCCACUUACCCUCAGAAAUGUCCAAUAUGAACACGAAUGUCUGCGUGGAGAAUGGACAGAACCCCGAGGCUGCCGUGCUCUCCAAGGAUAACCUAGUGGAGGGGGCUUUAAACAGCCUCAUGGAUUACAAUUCGGAAAUGGAAAGGUAUAGGUCCUUUGCAACGUUUUACAAAACGAAUGGUGCAUUUCCUCAGGCUGCUAAAAUUGCCAGGAUCACCACCCCCAUCUUCCCCAGUGCCCGGAUAGGCAUGUCUCCUUGGAACUGUGAUAAUGCAAUGCUUUGGGGGAGGAAAUCAGCCGCUAUCAACCCUAAUAGGACCAGCAUGCACAGAAACGACUCCCAAAGGCUGGGGAAGCCUGGCGCAACGCCAGAGUCGUUGCAAAUGGCAAAUAAUAAUUUCCUUUCCACCUUAUCCCCUGAACACUGCAGACCUUUGGCAGGGGAAUGCAUGAACAAGCUCAAAUGCGGCGCCACUGAAGCAGAGAUAAUGAAUCUCCCUGAACGCGUUGGAACUUUUUCCGCUAUUCCGGCUCUAGGGGGCAUCUCAUUACCUCCAGGGGUCAUCGUCAUGACAGCCCUUCACUCCCCCGCAGCAGCCUCGGCAGCCGUCACAGACAGUGCGUUUCAAAUUGCCAAUCUGGCAGACUGCCCGCAGAAUAAUUCUUCGGGAGCUGGCGGGAACCCUGCCAAGAAGAAGAGGAAAAGGUGUGGGGUCUGUGUGCCCUGCAAGAGGCUCAUCAACUGUGGAGUCUGCAGCAGUUGCAGGAACCGCAAAACAGGACACCAGAUCUGCAAAUUUAGGAAAUGUGAAGAGCUUAAGAAAAAACCUGGCACUUCACUAGAGGGCAAUUGGCACUUUUAAGAAGCUCCUCUGGCGUCAUUUGAGAACACCAGUCCCGAGCGCUGAAGCAUUCCGGUGGUUCUUUUAAGCAGAUGUAUAUCUUAUUUUCAAGGCACUCUGAAGUGAUUGACAAGCACUGGUCUUGUUUUGGGAACUGCAAAGUCCAUGACUGAAGAAUAUGCUGAGACACUAUUUCCGUCUGUGUACAGGGGUUUCCUCAAAAGAAAAAAUAUGAAUAAUAUAAAAAAAAAAAAAUCAUAAAAAAAAUCACUGGAGCCUGGCUGGUUUACCUAUGUUUAGUACACAGGUUCUUUCUUUAUGUACUUUAGCUAUAAUUAACAGUGAAAUUGUUGUCUACUUUAAAGUGACUGCAAAAGGAAAGGUUUGGGUAAACCCCUGCUGUAAUAUGAUGUAUCUUUGAAAAAAAAUUAACAUAUCUAUACUUAAUUUCCAAAUAUGUGUUUCAGUACUGUAAACUGUACAGAUAGCAGCUUGUAUUUUGUGUGUUUAGACACGAGGAGACAAUCAUGUCUGAGCAUCUAUAUGAAGAUUAACAGUUUGUACGCAGCAGUGAGGUUCUGCAACUUAAAUCUGGAGCAAUAAAUUCUAGCUUUAAACAUUAUUUUGCCAGCUGGUUAGUCACAGCAGCAACAGCACUGUCUUUUAUUUAUUUUUAUUUUUUUUAAUUUUAAUUUUACUUUUUUUAUAUUUUUCAUUUUGUUUUUGUUUUGCUCUGUAUACAUUCCCAGUGGCUUGAUUUACAGAAUGUUCUUCAAGGUCAAAAAGAAUUGUACUGCAUCCAUUGACUACUCCCAAAGAAGCCAACUGAACUGUAUGUAGAGUAUUAGCUGCCAAUCUUGGCACUAUUCCCAUGUUUCCAAGGUCCUUCUCUUCAUGGACCUGAGGCACAAUCCAGACAAAACGUUCUGACCUUUACGUGGGUGAGCACUUGUGAUUUUUAAAUAAAAAGGAUAUCCCUUCCGAAGCACUUACCACAGAUGACCCACUUUCCAGCGCUUUGUAGACCAGUGUGAAAGCAGCAUAUGGUAUUGUCGUUUGUCCGCUAGGACCAGUCUUUUGAAUUAUUUGUUCAGGGAAACAGAAGUGUACUGUGACCAUGUAAUUGAGUACAUGCCUUCUGGUCAAGUUUUUUUUCUAUAGUAACUGUAAACACUGUAAAAUAUAAAUGCAUUCUCACUGUAAUGACAAGAGUCAAACACACAUAUAUAUUCCUGUAUAUAUGUCAUCUACCAAAAAAGGUAGGGCACUCCAGACUUGAGGCGCAUUGAGAAGUAUUUAUGAGGGAUCAUUCAGAUUUUGUAACAUAUUUGUAACACACAUCUCUAGUUUACCUAAAGGUGUUUUAUAGAAGAAAGAAUCUUGCAAAUCAGUACAUAUAUUAUGUCAAUAGGCUUAUUCAAUAAAGCUAUUCAAAAGGAAGUGGUUAUAUUCAAAUACAAAAACUCAGAAACCAAUAAUAUUUUAGUUGAAACAGCAACCUUGAUUGGUUACUAUUAAGGAAGAGCUUAGGCGUGUUCGCAAGCCUCACGUGCAAAGCCCGCCAGGAAGUUGGCACUUCAUAACGCUAAUCACAAGCAGUGAGACAUUUCCCGAUCUCUGCAGCCACGCUU